Erpetoichthys calabaricus (reedfish) is the source of this 472-nucleotide messenger RNA. It is a transcript of the gene elof1, whose product is annotated as elongation factor 1. Gene Ontology annotation, cellular component: transcription elongation factor complex. Gene Ontology annotation, biological process: transcription elongation by RNA polymerase II. Gene Ontology annotation, molecular function: RNA polymerase II complex binding. NCBI's taxonomy places the organism in Eukaryota, Metazoa, Chordata, Cladistia, Polypteriformes, Polypteridae. The coding region runs from base 37 to 288 and encodes 83 amino acids. The record is from RefSeq and is a predicted model, not a curated record. The transcript has 4 exons.
AAUUACUGUACGAGUCUGAAGUUCUGCUCCUCUGCAAUGGCCCGCAGGAAGUCGAAAAGGAAGCCACCACCGAAAAAGAAGAUGACCGGCAAUCUGGACACCCAGUUUACCUGUCCCUUCUGUAACCACGAGAAGUCCUGCGACGUCAAAAUGGAACGCUCAAGAAACACGGGGGUUAUCUCCUGUAGCGUGUGCUUAGAAGAAUUCCAGACACCCAUAACUUAUCUCUCGGAGCCGGUGGAUGUGUACAGUGAUUGGAUAGACGCCUGCGAGGCCGCCAACCAGUAGCCCGCUCCGUGUUCGGUGGGUGGGGUGCUCUUUAUAUGGACGGAGAACUCGCGUCCGAGGAUGGGGGGGUCCCACUGCCCCCUCGAACUAUUCCUUAUUGUUGAAAUGUGAAUUUUUGUGUUUUCAGCUUUGUAUUUGUUUGAUUAUAGUUAUAAUAAAGGGUUAUGAUUGACAAUUGAAUUUA